Branchiostoma floridae (Florida lancelet) is the source of this 5620-nucleotide messenger RNA. Its product is annotated as ubiquitin-protein ligase E3C-like. Gene Ontology annotation, biological process: ubiquitin-dependent protein catabolic process; protein polyubiquitination. The record is from RefSeq and is a predicted model, not a curated record. Lineage: Eukaryota; Metazoa; Chordata; Leptocardii; Amphioxiformes; Branchiostomatidae. Gene Ontology annotation, molecular function: protein binding; ubiquitin protein ligase activity.
CCAAUAGGAGGGAGUUUCACAUCCCCGUCGUUGUAAACAGAAGAAGAUGACAAGACAAGACGUUUUCUAGCAAGUUCUUCACUAAGUUACUCUACUUUUUAACCACUAAGGUGUUAUUUGAGCCACAACGAACACGUCUGCUACUUUCAAAGGGCUGAAUUUAGAGAUUUGAUUUGUGUUCGACGUUAUUUUUACUCGAAAACAAGGUUAUUUUCGAUGUCCCUAGGCGACUAGAGAUGUAUACUUCGAGUUUCAGCGGUUUUAGUGGACAUUUCCGAACAAAACCCACCGUAGCUUUGGGCGGAGCGAGCAGGAAGGAACCCAGAGAUGUACUCCUCAAGAGAGCACAGGAGGAGAGAGAAAAGAGAGAGGAGCAGAGAAGACGCCAGAAUGCCAGCAUCACUAUCCAGUCCUACACACGGGGCAUGUGGGUCAGGCAUGAACAGAAAGACCAUCAGAGACUGCUGUACGAUGCCUGCAUGACUGACAUGGAGAGUGGACAGGUCACUCCUGACCCCAGUAACCUGUCCUGGCUGACCAGGAGGCUGCUGUUCUUCUACUCACAACAACUGGACACAGACAGACUGGUGAAACUAUGCCAGCUCCUCCUGAAGAAGAAGAAUGUAGGAAGCCUGGUGUGUACCAUAGGGAAAGAGACAUGGACUCACCAGAUCAAACGGGUCUUACUGCUGUGCUCAAGGUAUCUGGAGAUGAUAUCCCAGUCCCACAGUCCCAUCGCUGUCCCCCUUCGGACGUUAGAGACAUUCACAGACACUGCGGUGUACCAGGAGAGCUCACUACUCACACAACAACAGUCAGAGAUGGUGGUGUUAGAAACCAUGGAGUACCUGUGUAGUCAUGGUUACUUCAGACACAUCGGAACCCUGGUGAACAACAGAAUACCUGACAGUAUUGAACACUCCACCAACCCUCCCACCCCUCUUGCUGCUACGUUACUGGAGUUUGUAGUAAAGCCACUAACUUUGAUCAGCUCACAGCAAGCCAAAGACACAUACAGAGAUACUGUUCUGUGGGCUUUGUGUAAGGAUCUCCUAACUCAACCAAUCACAGAGCAGGUUAGAAACUUCAUCCUGCCUGCCAUGGCUGCUGGGAAACGAGGCUUCCCAUUUGAGAACCUGUUGCAGGCAUUGGCUCCUGUCAGUCAUGAUGUUUCAGCCAAUGUGGGCGAGUCCUCACCUGUCAGUCAUUCUAGGGUGGAGCCAUCUCCUUGGUUGCUGUAUUCCCUGUUAGAAUUAGGAGACUGUCAAGUAGAGAGGUUGAGCCAGUCGUCCCUGACGUCCUACCUGCAUGUGUUAGAGACUCUCCUGCCCACCUUACCCAGUGUGGGGAGGGCUGCACGGCACCAGGCAGACGACUCAGACUCUGAAGACGAAGGCAUGGACACCUUAGACCCCAUGUUCUUAAAGUCUGGCAGCCUGAACUCCCCCCAGGCCCUGAGGGAACAGUGUAUCGCCAUGCUGGGCUCCUGGAACCAUAUCAACUGUUUCCUGCGCUGCAUCUUCAACGGGCUGUCCCAGGCCACACUACUGGCCCUGUGUUCUAUCCUACAUACUCUCAUGGCCAGGCAUAACCUACAGGUCCACAAGUUCAGACUACUGUAUACACUAGCCUUCAAUGGAGCAUUUCUGAGGCAACUAUAUGCUGCAGUGUUGGGUGCAACCAAGACAACAGCCACAGGCUCGAAGGUGCAGCUGCUGCAGCUGUUGGCAGGUGGCAUCCCCAUGGCACCUGAGGACGCCCAGCGAGUGGUGCCCCCGCUGUCCCUGUUCUGUUCCCUCUUCAGUCAUUCCCUCAUGUCGCUCCAUGACAUCGACUUCUAUGCAGAGACACCAGACCGUUCCCACGCCAUGCCGUUUCGCCUGGCGGACCUGGUGUCCAUGAGUGCGGUCCUGCGUGACGUGUGUGUGGGCAUCAUAGAACUGGCCAUACCUGACACUAAACCUACUGUAGGGGAGGACUAUAGGAAAGCUAUGAACAGUGUCGGUGCCAAGGUGUCGGACGGAGCUGACCUUGACUUCCAGAGACAGACAGAAGACUGGGCACACCUUUUUAAGGUGAUCACCCAUGUGGUUGCCCAGCUGAAGGCCCGUGACACCAGACAGAGGUUCUGUCCACAUGGGCACUGGUUAUCCAGCAGGGUCAACAUACAGGCUACCAGGUUGUUCCAGCAGCUGAUCCUGAAGGAUAAAGACGAGCACCAGGCAGACUCCAUGUUCUUCCUGGAGCGAGGAAACUCCCGGCUCAUCGACGUCAUGAUUAGGAGAAACUACAUCUAUGAGGACGCCUACGAGAAACUGUCGCCAGAGAACGAACCAAACCUGAAGAAGAGAAUGAGGGUGAACCUAGUCAACUUCCAGGGUCUUGAGGAGGCAGGGAUAGACGGAGGGGGGAUCUUUAGGGAGUUCCUACAUGAACUACUGAAGGCAGGGUUCGACCCAAACCGCGGGUUCUUCCGUACGACAAACGAUGGGCAGGUCUACCCAAACCCUGCAUCAGAACUCCUGGUGGAACACUACGCUAGACAUUAUUACUUCUUAGGCAGGAUGUUAGGAAAGGCCUUGUAUGAGAACAUGUUAGUAGAGAUCCCCUUCGCCAGUUUCUUCCUGUCCAAGAUUCUCAGUAAACACAACCAUGUGGACAUCGACCAGCUCCAGUCACUGGAUCCUGAAGUAUACAGAAAUUUGCUAUUCCUGAAGAAUUAUGAUGGAGAUGUGUCUGAUUUGGCCUUGAACUUCACCAUUGUCAACAAUGACCUUGGAGAGGCACAGGUUGUAGAGUUGAAACCUGGAGGCCAGAACAUCCCUGUGACAUCAGAGAACAGGAUUCAGUACAUCCAUCUGGUGGCAGACUAUAGACUCAACAAACAGAUCCGUGCCCACUGUAUGUCCUUCAGACAGGGUCUGGCUGAUGUGGUCAACCUGGAGUGGCUCAGGAUGUUUGAUGACCAAGAAUUGCAGGUGGUGAUUUCUGGAUCCCAACAGCCUGUAGAUGUUACUGAUCUAAGGAAGCACACAAACUAUUCAGGUGGUUACACAGACGAGCAUCCCGUGAUCGAGACAUUCUGGAAGGUUGUACGAGAGUUCACCAACGGACAGCGCAGACACCUGCUCAAGUUUGUCACCAGCUGUUCACGUCCUCCUCUCCUGGGCUUCAAGGAGUUGUACCCAGCCUUCUGUAUCCACCAUGGUGGGCCUGAGGAGGACCGACUCCCCACCGCCAGCACCUGUAUGAACCUGCUCAAACUGCCCGAGUUUCAGGAUGAGGAAACCAUGAGGAGCAAGCUACUGUACGCCGUGGAGUCCAACGCUGGCUUCGAACUCAGCUAGACGUUUUGGGGAACCACUCGUUUUACGGAACCAGCAAAUAUGGGAAGUGUAUCGGUGGUGUAUAGGCUUGGGGCUGGUGGGAGGAUAUUGUUUCUCAGAAUAGAGGGGAAGACUGGUACUUUUUGAAAGCUUUUUGAUUGGAAGAGUGCUGUUGGCAAUGAAAUUUUUUUAUUGUAGGAAAAUGAUUUCUCAACAUCCGUUCCCUCAGUGAAACAAUGGACUGACUCCAUUAUAACACAGUGGUGGAGUAGACAAAAUGCACACUGAUGUAGAAAGAAAGAUAGAGUUUUCUCUGUCUCACAUUUAUAGUGAAUAUGACAACAGCAAUUCAGUACCGGUGAGCAAUCUGUAACUUUAAGAGAAACUGCACAGUGUUACUAGUAUUCUUCACAUGCAAAGUUGUAGAAUCGGGAACACAACUGAAGAGCAUACAUUUGGUUACCAUUGAUAAAGAUUUGACUGUCGUAACUGACAAAAUGAAUUGUGAUCAGGUGUAUGUAUUGGUGAAGAGUUUUAUGGUGGUACUGUCUGAUAAUUUACAUGUGUAGCCAAAAGACAGGUUUGGACCUUUAAUAAUGAAUUUUGAAAUUUGCGUCCUCUAAACACAUUUGUAAUCACAGUAAAGGUGAUACUAUAUGUGGUACCUUCUAAGCAGUUGAUAUACAAAAUUUCAUGAACUUAUAUUCGCGUGUAUACACGAGACUUCAUUUGAAGAAGUUGAUAAUUUGUUCAUCAUGGAUUCAGAGAAGAUUGAAUAUAUUCUGAUGUUUAUUGAAGAAACAAGGCAUUGACUUCUAACUAUUAUACUGUGAAACAAUUUUCAAGAUAGCUCUCUAUGUACUAUAUGCCAUUAGGCAUGCUGUUGUUUACAUAGCUGACUAACGCUCAAUGCAUCUUACUAGGCCAAAGACAAAGUUUUGCCAGACACAAACUGACUUUUAGUCACAACUGUAGCCUGGACAACUACUAAAACCAAAGAUAGCACUUCACAACGCACAGGUCUCAACUGUCUGUAACAAACACUUGGGAAGUGUAUAAGAAACGAGUUCAGUCUUCUGUGGAUCGCAAGAACUGCUUACAUCUCAAGGGAUGAACACAAUUCCGCCGAUAAUUGUACGUGUUUGAAUACACUACAGAUUAUACGUUUGAUGCAUUUGAAUGUGCGCACAUAAAUGCAAGGUACCUUCGAUGAAUAUAUCACGUUGGACUGUAAUGUGAUGCUAACAGCUUUAUGUGACACAGAAGAUUGAGCUCGUUUAUUGCAUUCUUCCCUUGUAGCUAUUGCUUCUAAUGUAUACUGACUCUAUCUGUUCUUGUUGUGGACUCAUCCAUGUACCAACUUUGUGUUGAUUAUUGAAGAAGUCAUCAGACAAAGGGUCUAACAGACUGGCUAUCUGGCAUGUUAUAACAUGGGACAUUUUAGCAAGGGUCUUUUGUGUACAUGUAACUAAAUUUUGAGUCUUGGAUGUGUAUUUCUAAGUCAUGUGAUCCCUUUCAGAUAUAUAUGUUCUCUGUCUCAUUGAAGCUCCAAGCCUCACAUACUAAAUGUACACACCAAUAAUUCAAAUUGCUUAAUUUGUUUCCUAAGUUAACACUUUGCAACACAUCUCAGUAAUUGCCACUGACAUGUGUUCUAGUUCUGUGUAUUUUGGGGCCAUUUUGUUUCUUCUAAGCUAGAAUGCCAUGGAAAUUUUGAAAGGGUUAAAAGAUAAUGAUGAAAUGUUGGCUGUCAUUUAUAGCAGCCAUAUGUAUAUCAUUUUUGGCUACAUUAAACAGAAAUGAUAGAUUUUAAGUCCCUAUCAGGCUAUCCAUUUGAUAUGAAAUACGGCAUGUGUAUUCAGUACUAUGGAAUAUGAAGAGUUUUGUGCGAAAUUCUGUCUUAUGUGUACAUUUUGUCAUCAUCUUUGUACUACUUAUAACUGUGCUUUCUAAAAUCACAUUGUUACGCAGGGUUAAGGUGUUGCAUCUAUGAUGAUAUUGGGCUGGUCUCCGCUUUUGUGCAAUCUUACUUCUUUGCCCCUGGUUAGAUCUACAUACUCUUGCAGUCUGUAUUCUUUAGAAGUAUUAAAGAUUCAAAGUGAAGGUUGUUUUGCAUCUUGUAACUUAUGCAUUGCAGAGAGAUUUAUACAUUGAUUUAUUAUGUAUCAAAAGUAUCUGUUUUUUUAUGAACAUUGUUUAAUGUACAUGUUGUUUCAUGUAUCAACAUCACAUUGGAGCCAACAUUAAUCAAUAUAUAGGAACAUGCGCAGUGCAAAUAAAGUGUGGAAACAGUG